CUUACCCACCUAGGUACUUUAUGUAGGCGGCAGGGCAGACGUAGGUCCCACAACAUCCGAGGUUCAAUGAGCAGCGUUUCCUACGUAAUCGAAUUCUUCAAAGUCCGAGUCUCCCUACACUAUAGUGGUCUCCUACCCUCCGCCUCCAACCUUUCUUCGAGCCUCUACUGUAGAAUUCGUCGUCACUUUACCUCCCUCCCCCAGUGAGACCACUUACAUUUAUCAUCAUCGUCGUCGUCGUCGUCACUGCCAUCGCCCAGCGUCAUUGCCAUCCCCGCCGUACCAGAGGGAUUCCCGAGCCGUGACCAACGCACCUUACGCCAACCAGCAACACUACCAGCGACAACACGAGAAAAAACCCCCCGAACGCAGCAAUGGGUGCCUUCGAACGAUUAUCGCAGAUCUCCGGCCAGAUCGCCGGCUCCAAGUCCGCGAAAGACAAGCUACUCCAGAAGAGCCCCGACGACAUCGUUGUGACGGCAUGCCUUCGCACAGCCUUCACCAAGGGCGGCAAGGGCGGGUUCAAGGACACUCCGGCCGCUGACCUGAUGGCCGGAGUCCUCAAGGGCCUCCUUGAGCGUUCCAAGGUUGACCCGGCCCUCGUCGAGGACGUGUGCGUCGGUGAGGUCCUGGCCCCCGGCGGUGGCGCCACCGAGAUGCGCGCUGCCGCCCUCGUCGCCGGUUUUCCCGAGACCACCGCUGUCCGCACCCUCAAUCGCCAGUGUUCGUCCGGCCUGCAGGCCGUCGUCGACGUUGCCAAUCAGAUCCGCGCUGGCAUGAUAGAAGUCGGCAUCGGCGCCGGUGUCGAGAGCAUGAGCUUGCAAUACGGUCCCCAAGCUGUGACGGAGUUCUCUGACCUUCUCGAGUCGCACACCGAGGCCGCUAACUGCAAGGUGCCUAUGGGCGUGCUCUCGGAAGACAUGGCCCGGGACCUCAACAUCUCGCGCGCCGACCAGGACGCCUUCGCCGCCGCCUCGUAUCAGAAGGCGUGGAAGGCGCAGCAAGACGGUCUCUUCGACGAGGAGAUUCACCCUCUGACGGUGAAAUUUACCGACCCUAAGAGCGGCGAGGUCAAGACCAUUACCGUCAACCGCGAUGAUGGUGUCCGCUCCGGAAUCACCCCCGAGUCUCUGGGAAAGAUCCGGGCCGCCUUCGCCGAGAACGGCACGAUCCACGCCGGAAACGCGUCGCAGGUCUCGGACGGCGCCGCUGCCGUGCUGCUCAUGCGCCGCAGCACUGCCGAGCGCCUCGGGCAGCCGAUCCUCGGCCGCCUCGCGGCCGCCUCCGUCGUCGGUGUAAAGCCGCUGCUGAUGGGCAUCGGGCCGUGGAAGGCGAUCCCGCGGGCGCUGGAGCUGGCGACGGCGAGCGUCGGAGGCGGCAGCGCGCUGACGGUCAACGACGUAGACAUCUUCGAGAUCAACGAGGCGUUCGCGAGCCAGUGCCUGUGGUGCGCGCGCGAGCUCGGGAUCCCCGCCGAGAAAAUCAACCCCAAGGGCGGCGCGAUCGCCUUCGGCCACCCGCUCGGGUGCACCGGCGCGCGCCAGGUGAGCACUCUGCUCUACGAGCUGCGCCGCCGCGGCCAGAAGAUCGGCGUCACGAGCAUGUGCAUCGGCACCGGGAUGGGCAUGGCGGCCGUCUGGGUCGCCGAGUAAAGGGGGACGGGUGUAUAUUCGAAGAAAAAAAUGGAGAGAAAGGGGGAGUUUAAGGAAAGACGGUAGCGACAACAGCGGAGACAGGGAGAGGCGCGAGUGGAAAGAAAGGAUAACUCAGCAGGAAAGCAGCGGGGAGGCUAGAUACGCAUACGCAGCCCCGGGACGGCGAGAGAGAGAGACAGACGUCGCCCAGCAUGUCGCGCUGCGCUGUACUACUUCUGACUACUACCGAUUAGCUUUGACAUCGCGGACCUUUGGUCGAAGGAAGUUGAGAGAGGGAUCCCAGCGAUAUCACCGCCGGCAGGUCGAGACAGAAAGAGAGAGAGAGAGGAUGCGCCGCAGCGAACCCCCACCAAAACCUACUGACACAGCGACGGAUGGACGGAUGGACGGAUGGACGGACGUGUAUGUGGGAGGGCGCUGGGCCGACCGUGUGUACAUAUAGACAUAGAGCACUCCAUGUAUAGCACGAGGAAUCCUCGUGGCGUUUUCACAUGUGCGUCCGAACG
Molecule: messenger RNA, 2161 nt
Organism: Durotheca rogersii
Lineage: Eukaryota; Fungi; Ascomycota; Sordariomycetes; Xylariales; Xylariaceae
Product: peroxisomal 3-keto-acyl-CoA thiolase
Exons: 4
Coding region: 375-1652 (425 amino acids)
Biological process (GO): fatty acid beta-oxidation; phenylacetate catabolic process
Cellular component (GO): peroxisome
Molecular function (GO): acetyl-CoA C-acyltransferase activity
Source: RefSeq, a predicted model, not a curated record